AUGGACACGAAACCGACUUCUCUCUGCGUCGUGGUGCACAACAAGCAGCGGUACGCCAUCCCGGUGAACGCCGCCGGCAUCCAAGUCGGUCCCCCAGUGCUCUAUCCAAAUCCAAAUCGCCGCAAGAGAGGCGGCUACGGACCUGGCACCGUUGACGGGCCGUCACGGACUCGGCCACCGCUCUCCGUGGUGUCGGAAAACACAGAUGGCCAUGUCUCCUCCACUUCGGAGGGCACCACCCUGCAUAAGAGCGGCCACUCUCGAAGAGACUGCUCCGUGUGCUUCACAGACGCACCGGCCGAAGACGUGAAUGACGGUGAUCUCGUGCAAUUCUCGACGGCUGCAGCGCUGUGGCUGCAACUACCGCAGCCAUCGAUCCUGCGGAAGAGUAGCGGCCUUCUUCAUGCCUUACCGCCGCUCUUCGACUUUGACUACAAGUCGCCGCACACCCCACGCCAAUCUCCGACAGAGCCGAAGCAAUGUCUACCAGCCUCUGCAGUAAGCUCCCAAAGCGACGAGAAGAGCGCGGAGAGUGCCAAGCAGGAGCACUGUUCCACUUGCAGCCCUCGAAUGUCGUCUGCAGCGGCGGUGCCACACCGUCACUUGUUGUCUUCGCCCGCUGCUCACCGCCCAUCGAGCAAUAACAGCGAUCCUGCCUUGCGCUUCGUGAUGAACGGAGACAUUGGGGAUACAGCGGUGUUGUCGCGAACAGUGCAUCAGCUGCCGAUGCCCAAUGCCAAGCACGUACAGGACUUGCUGAGCGAAGGUUCUGAGACAACCGCCAAAUCAGCGCCGUCGGCCCCGAAGCAGUCACCAGUUUUGAUGUCCAAGAACACAGCAGCCCCUGCGCACCGUCCGCCGCAGUUGCCAUCGUCAGCGUUGGGUGCCCAGCCCAUGCAAACAGUGGCAUCGGAUGGGCCCUAUGGCACCAUGUAUGCCUCUUACCGAGGCAUCAUCCCAGAGUACCAGGCUGGCAAGGCAGAGAGGACGGCUUCAGGGGAGAAUGGCAGUGAUGAGGCGACCCCUACCGCGCAGACGGCUCAAACGUCGAUGAAACAUCCCCCCUGCCUCACAAGUGAGAGCACCGCAGGAAUGCCGCGUUUCCCGCGCGCGCAAGCGGCUGUGGUGGAAGACGAUAAGGCGAACCGAGUCGCCUCGGACCUCACGCACGGUUCGUAUAACAUCUACUCCGUGCCGUCACUGAACAGACUCACACCAACGCGCAGAGAGGGCGACAGCUGCAACAUGAGCCUUCCGCCUAUGUACGAUGCGGUGGCCGGCAAGGAGUCGAUCCACCGAGAGGCGCAGCCCUCUGAAAUGGAAUGUCUCAUGGGCCGUUACUGCUUCUACGGAGGACAGCCAUCGUCGGCUGCAGAUGAUGUGCGAUCUAUCAGCCCGUUGGGCAACUACGAAGAGGACAUGGAGAGCAGCGCCAUUUGGAAACCGCAGCCACCACUCAUAGACGACGAGGCGACUCCAAAGUCGCAGCAGUCAACUGCUGCCCCGAGAGGCACCCCAGAGAAUGUGCCGCCGUCGCCGAGGGACGCCGGGUACGCAGACUACGAGUACGUGAGCCCCUCUACCCCAAUCACUGUAAGCGUGUUUGCUGCGCCGUCACCUCGCUCCGUGGAAGGUUUCUCGCACAUCUCACUCUACGGAGGUCAGCAUGCCGCAGCGCGCGAACUACCACCGCGUGAGGCUCACAAGUCGAUCAGGGAGAGGGAAGGGUAUACAAUGCUUACUUUUCUGCGGGGCUUCGCCUACACCGACCAUCUGAAACCUAAACCUGCCGUCACGGCGGAAGAGUCUACAGUGAGCUCCGACGUUGAAAGUAACAUGCAGGGAAAGCCGAUGGUCAGCGAGUCGCGAAGCUCAACUGAAGCACUGACUUCGUUGACGACCGCAUCAUCGACUGACACAUCUUGCUCAGAAAAUGAGAGCCUCCGCUCGACCUCAGUGAGUGACUUCGAGGAGGAUGACGAGGACGCAGCCGAGAUGGUCAACUCUGCUGAAUCUCAAACCCUCAGCAGUCCCGAGAAGAGUCCCUCGCCACCGCAGUCCUCGAAAGGUGUCAAGAAUGGGCACCGGUGGCGAUGGUCGUCGAUUCGAGAGCGUCUGAUGCGGCCACUAAUUCCGGUGCCGUCGAAUAUCGAAGAGCCGCGACUUCCGAGUUUGCAGAAGUGGUAUCGCGCCAAGAUCAAGGCAAAAGUGAAAGAGGCUCCUCAGAGUGGCAGUGCAAGUGACGCGAGGGCCACGCUUGAUCCCUUGUACCUGUACGACCGGCCCAAGAAGAUCGUAAAGUGA
Messenger RNA from Leishmania mexicana MHOM/GT/2001/U1103, 2304 nucleotides. RefSeq lists its product as hypothetical. The transcript has a single exon. Lineage: Eukaryota; Euglenozoa; Kinetoplastea; Trypanosomatida; Trypanosomatidae. The record is from RefSeq and is a predicted model, not a curated record. Bases 1 to 2304 code for a protein of 767 amino acids.